This is a messenger RNA of Suillus clintonianus, 819 nucleotides long. RefSeq lists its product as uncharacterized. Gene Ontology annotation, biological process: DNA recombination; DNA integration. Gene Ontology annotation, molecular function: DNA binding. The record is from RefSeq and is a predicted model, not a curated record. The transcript has 2 exons. Lineage: Eukaryota; Fungi; Basidiomycota; Agaricomycetes; Boletales; Suillaceae. Bases 1 to 819 code for a protein of 272 amino acids.
AUGCCCAAGCAGGUCACUCCCGCUCUCUUCCCUCACCUUGCUGCCAAGAUAGAUCAGGUAAUUUUCUCGGUGUGGAAAGAUACUACCCUCGCCGGCUACCAGGAUGGGGUGGACCAGUUUAUCGCUUUCUGCACGUGCAACAGCAUUCACUCCAGUCUCUACCUCCCUGCAAAUGAAUUUCUCCUCUGCUCAUUUGCUGCGUUCGAAUCAGGCUCACGCUCCAGCGGGGCAAUCACAAAUGACAUGUCAGGCAUUAGAGCUUGGCACAUUCUGAACAAUGUGCCCUACUUUGGGGGCAUUCGCCUCUCAUAUGUUAUCAAGGGCGCCCACAGUAACACUCCCACAAACUCUAAGUGCCCUCCUCGCCCUCCAGUAACCACUCAAAUGCUCAAUCUCCUCCACUCCCACCUAGAUCCGUCAAACCACCUCGACACUGCUUGCCUCGCUGUCAGCGAUUGCGCUCUUUGGGGCCAGGCCUGUCUAGGCGAAUUCCUACCCAAAUCCCAAGGGAAAUUCUCCGCUCGCUUCUUCCCUGUGGUUCUAAAUCUGAGACCUACCUCGUCCUCUGGCCUUUCUCAAAUUCCUCGCUCACUGCAACUCAAUUUGGUCAUCCCAUGGUUUCCCGCCAUUUCUGGCCACUCGUUUUGCAUCGGUGGGACCACAGAACUCCUCCUUUGUGGGGUACCCCCACACAUCAUCAAAACCCUUGGUCGCUGGUCGUCAGAUGCCUUCCUACUCUACUGGUGCUGCCUCAAAGAGAUCGCCCCCCUUCACACAGAGCUUCUUGGCCCUCGUAUAUCCUCGAUCUCCUCUUCCUAA